AUGAAUUCCCUUCUCACUGCCCUAUCAGUGCCGUUUCUGGCAGGCUUGGUGCAUGGCUACGCGAAUCCCGGCUCUUGCUCCGGUGCCUGCAACGUCCACGACCCGGCCUUGAUUGUCAGAGAGUCGGAUGGGAAAUACUUCCGUUUCUCGACGGGCAACGAGAUCUCCUACGCUUCUGCCUCGUCCAUCAACGGUCCCUGGACCGCCAUUGGAUCUGUGGUGCCGGCUGGUUCCAAGAUCAACCUCAGUGGAAACACUGAUCUCUGGGCCCCGGAUGUGAGCUACGUGGAUGGCACCUACUACUGCUACUAUGCCGUCUCGACUUUCGGAUCGCAAGACUCGGCCAUCGGCGUCGCAUCAUCCACCACCAUGGAGCUGAACAGCUGGACUGACCACGGGUCCGUGGGCGUGGCCUCUUCCUCGUCCAAGAACUACAACGCCAUCGACGGCAACCUCCUCGUCGACGGCGGAUCCUAUUACAUGCAAUUCGGCUCCUUCUGGGGCGACAUCUACCAAGUCAAAAUGUCCUCCCCAACCAAGACAGCCGGAACGGCCUCCUACAACAUCGCCUUCAACGCGACGGGCACUCACUCGGAGGAGGGCGCCUACCUGUUCAAGUACGGCAGCUACUACUACCUCUUCUUCUCGUCGGGCACCUGCUGUGGCUACGACACCUCCCGCCCCGCCCAGGGCGAGGAAUACAAGAUCAUGGUCUGUCGUUCGAGCAGCCCGACCGGUGGAUUUGUGGACAAGAAUGGCAAUGCGUGCACAUCCAGUGGCGGCACGAUCGUGCUCGCCAGCCACGGUAACGUCUACGGACCCGGUGGACAGGGUGUGUACGAUGACCCGACCCACGGACCGGUGCUUUAUUACCACUACGUCGACACGACCGUUGGCUACGCUGACAACCAGAAGCGGUUUGGAUGGAACACGAUUGACUUCUCGAGUGGCUGGCCUGUUGUGUAG
Aspergillus homomorphus CBS 101889 is the source of this 966-nucleotide messenger RNA. RefSeq names its product arabinan endo-1,5-alpha-L-arabinosidase. Gene Ontology annotation, molecular function: arabinan endo-1,5-alpha-L-arabinosidase activity. Gene Ontology annotation, biological process: carbohydrate metabolic process. Bases 1 to 966 code for a protein of 321 amino acids. Lineage: Eukaryota; Fungi; Ascomycota; Eurotiomycetes; Eurotiales; Aspergillaceae. The record is from RefSeq and is a predicted model, not a curated record. The transcript is spliced from 4 exons.